AUGGUCUCCGUACCCUUCCACCAGAUCAUGCGAUCCACAUGUCCUGUUAUCACCAUCAUCAUCCACCGAAUUUGGUACUCCCGGACCUAUUCACGGGCAACAUACCUGUCAAUUCUGCCCAUCAUCCUAGGCGUCGGCCUAGCUACCUACGGCGAUUACUACUUCACAACAGCCGGGUUCCUGCUCACCUCAGCUGGAGUGUUACUUGCCGCCAUCAAGACAGUUGUCUCAAACCGCCUAAUGACCGGCAACCUCGCUCUCCCCGCGCUCGAGAUCCUCCUCCGCAUGUCUCCGCUCGCCGCCGUGCAAUCCAUCCUCUAUGCAGGCGUCAUAGGCGAGCUGUCCGCAUUCCUGACCUACGUCCGCAAAGGGCAGCUCACUUCUUCCGUCUGCAUCGCUCUUGUCGGCAACGGAGUCAUCGCGUUCUUACUCAACGUCGCCUCUUUCCAGACGAACAAACUCGCCGGAGCUCUGACGAUUGCGGUUUGCGCCAAUGUUAAGCAGUGCUUGACGAUAGUGCUGGGCAUUGCACUUUUCGAUGUCAAGGUUAGCUUGCUGAAUGGAGCAGGAAUUGUGGUGGCGCUGCUCGGUGGGGCGUGGUAUAGUAGGGUUGAGCUUGAGUCGAAGGGGAAGGUGAAGAGCGCGGCGAGAAUGCCGUGUCAGCUUCCGAUGACUGUGCAAGAGAUGGGAAAAUGA
Messenger RNA from Coniosporium apollinis CBS 100218, 696 nucleotides. RefSeq lists its product as uncharacterized. Gene Ontology annotation, molecular function: antiporter activity. NCBI's taxonomy places the organism in Eukaryota, Fungi, Ascomycota, Dothideomycetes. The transcript has 2 exons. The record is from RefSeq and is a predicted model, not a curated record. Gene Ontology annotation, cellular component: Golgi apparatus. The coding region runs from base 1 to 696 and encodes 231 amino acids.